Molecule: messenger RNA, 1126 nt
Organism: Toxorhynchites rutilus septentrionalis
Lineage: Eukaryota; Metazoa; Arthropoda; Insecta; Diptera; Culicidae
Exons: 4
Coding region: 125-802 (225 amino acids)
Source: RefSeq, a predicted model, not a curated record
CUAUGCACCUGAAUUCUGAGGUGGUAAGAUAGCACUCAACUCGUUCAAUUAAAUAUCGACGAAAGCUACGGUGAUGGAGCAAAGAUAGAAUUGGUGAAAUUGAAGUGGAUUGUUUGCGUUCAACAUGGACCGAAUUAAGAAGGUUAUUCAUUUCAUCGUUUUGUGGUUUAUUUUGAUAACUCGAUGCCAGUCGUGGGAGUUGCUUGGAAACGAUACUUUGGUUUCGAAUCAGACGGAUGUGGAAGUUCCUCAAACUGAUUCGUCAAAAGUGCUGUCUAGGAAAAAAAGAUUUAUAGUUUUCCCCGAAGGUUCGAGUUUUUCAGUUGCUGUUUGCAUGACGGUUGGAGUUAUCGGAAAUCCAAACUAUAACAUGUUCAGUUGGGCGGUGAACUGGGGUAUAGCAUACAAUUUACCCAAUCAGACGAUUAGUUUUCAGCAAGAGAUGCAGGAACCGAAACCGUUGGCGCAGAGGAGAUAUCGUCGGGACUUGUACCACAAACUGGAAGUGGCAAUGACUGACAUGGGUUACAAUGGGCGGGAAUGCAUUUUGCGGGCACUGUGUGAAAGUUCACAAUAUUUCGGCAAGAAGGGAUCCAACAUGAUUGCAGAGAUGCUUCGAACGUUGUUCAGCUUCCCCAAGUCAAAGGUUCUUUCAUUCGAACACAGCGACAACAGAAUCUACGAUGAGGCGCACAGGAAAGGGAAGAACAAGGUGGUCUGUCAGUCGCUUUAUCCCGCAUGUCAAUUUUCGCUGCUCGAAUUGGCACUUGGGAAGUAUUCUAGCCCAUAUAGUUUCAUGUGAUUAUAUAUAUGUAGAUUUAGAUUGUAGAUUUGCAGAUAAUAAUUGGGUGUAUGGCAUCACAGCUAUUCGUAAACUAGAGUUUUUAAUUGAAUUCCAUAACUAUUUCGGUGAAAAUUUUUAAAUGUCAUAAACAAUGCCCUCGACUUUAAUUAUAAUAAGUUUCUGAUCUAAACAUCUGCUGUACAUUUAGGAUGAAGAAAACAAUGCAUGAAGAGAUUUAACAGGAUGGAAUAAAAUAGAAUGUACAAUAAAGACUGAAUGAAGAUGCGAACAAAGACAAUAUAAGCAUUGGAGAAAGUAUAGAGAAAAAUGAUAAUUAUGUAG